Messenger RNA from Danaus chrysippus (African queen), 480 nucleotides. The record is from the annotation of a GenBank genome assembly. Lineage: Eukaryota; Metazoa; Arthropoda; Insecta; Lepidoptera; Nymphalidae.
AUGGUGGAUCUAAAAUCACCGCCUUUUAGUGACAUUAAAAGACCUGAGGAAGUCGUCAGGAUGACGACCAACGAUAGCCUGAAAUUCGCAGUUCUCAUCGGGCUGAUUGAAGUUGGACAGGUAACCAACCGAGAGGUGGUCAACACUGUUCUUCAUUUGGUAAGUACUCCAAAUAUUACCAGUCUAUUCGCAGUGGACCUUAUUAGAUUUACCUUAACAAUGGAACCAGCAGUAAAUCGCGUGCUGUGGAGUGUCGCGUCUAUUUUGAUUGUUUCUAUCGAUCGCGUUAUGUCGGGAAUGUCAGGACGAGCUCGCGGCUCCGGCACAGCGGCCGGCGAGCUGUUUGUUUUGAUCGCUGCAUUGUCGUUUGACACGUUGUUCACACACUACUCUUAUAAUGAAGCAGCUGAGCUCGAGCCGUCUACACUUUUAUUUACUAAAUGUUUUCGUAAAGAGAAUAAUUCAGACUCUAUUAUCUAA